AUGUGUCAUUUGGCGAUGCAAGGGAGCAGCGCUCUUUCACUCAGCCAAUUAUCCACUGACGUUCAAUUAAAUAUGACUUUCUGGGGCAGGCAACAACGUCUUAACAAGCCAAGCACAAGCAAAAGCAUUGAAAAUACUCAAUCAAAGUGCUUCCAUAUGGAAAUGAGUCUGUGUAGUGUAAACAAUAUUUCUGAUGAAAUCGCUUUACGCAGGCAACUCUUACGUGAUGGUGGAUGGAUGAACAUAUUUAGUAUUGAACAUCUGGUCAAAGUGAGGCUAAAGCAAACGUUUGUUGAGCUAAAAACAUUAAAUUUCCAAUGA
This is a messenger RNA of Clunio marinus, 321 nucleotides long. The record is from the annotation of a GenBank genome assembly. Lineage: Eukaryota; Metazoa; Arthropoda; Insecta; Diptera; Chironomidae.